AUGUCAGUGGACAUUGACUGGAACACGAUCACAUCUGGUCCCGAUGGGGCUGCGCUUGCUGAGAAGAUUCGAGAUUUUAUGCACCAGAAAUUCCAACAAGUGACCUUGCCUCGAUUCAUCAAUUCAGUUCAUGUUCAUUCCUUCGAUUUCGGAAGUACCUGCCCGGAGAUUGAGAUAAAAGACGUGUGUGACCCAAUGCCCGACUUCUACGAGGAUGAGGAUGAGGAUGAGGACGAGGACGAGGACGAGAACGAAGACCAAAGUCUCCGGGCCCAAGAGAGCCCCGGAGACUUCGCCUCAGCCUCAGCCUCCGCAAUUAACCCCAGUGGUGACUUCGACUCUGUCGAAGCGGAUCCGACACUUCGAGGAAGAUCACAUCCACGACCGCAGCUUGCAAAUGUUACGACGAGAGCUGAUUCUGCUGCCCAUGCACUAUCACCGACUGCGAGAGACCACCAUGGCAUAAGCGCUGACCCAAUAUCCGGCCCGUUCCCUAGAAGCACCACCCCUGGCAUACCUGGGGGCACCUCGAACUUGAGCUAUUUCCACUUUCCUGCUGGUGGCUUAUCUGGAGCACAGACACCUCUAGCUGCUGUUGCAAGUGGAUCACCCUUUACUCCCCGACCAUGGCCCUACGAUUUUGGGCAUGGUAAUAUGCACACAGUACAAGGGAAUAGACCUACAGGUGCCGGAAAGGCCGAACGAUCCAUUACCUCUCGUGACGAUCCCUCAACCAGACCUUCGACCGCAACUAGCAUAUCAUCGCCUCGUAAUUCAGAUUCAGGACUGCCCUCACCUCAAUUUGGUUAUGUCUUACAUGGCCAGGGAAUCAAUGGCGCCGAGCAUGGCCUUGACGCAGACACCCCGCUCUCGCCCUUGGGAAUUCACAGUAGGCAACCGUCGGAUCUGCAAGUUGUUACGAGGGUCAAGUAUUCUGGAGACGUGCGUAUGACCCUCACAGCAGAAAUUCUGCUCGAUUACCCAAUGCCAAGUUUCGUUGGAAUACCUCUCAAGCUAGCCAUCACAGGCAUGACAUUUGAUGGGGUGGCCAUUAUUGCUUUCAUCAAGAAGAAGAUGCACUUUUGCUUCCUUGAUCCAGAAGAUGCAACUGCCCUUCUUGGUGAGGCUCCCGUAGACGUCCGGAAGGACAAGGGCUCCAAGGAUGGCUUCAAGGCUGCCUCUGCAGGACUGCUGCAGGAGAUCCACGUUGAGAGUGAGAUUGGUAGGCAGGAGGAUGGCAAACAGGUUCUCAAAAACGUUGGGAAAGUAGAGAAAUUCGUUCUUGAACAGGUCAGAAAGAUCUUCGAAGAAGAAUUUGUCUUUCCCAGCUAUUGGACUUUCCUGGUCUAG
This is a messenger RNA of Exophiala aquamarina CBS 119918, 1350 nucleotides long. RefSeq lists its product as uncharacterized. Gene Ontology annotation, molecular function: lipid binding. The transcript has a single exon. The record is from RefSeq and is a predicted model, not a curated record. Gene Ontology annotation, biological process: mitochondrion organization; phospholipid transport. The coding region runs from base 1 to 1350 and encodes 449 amino acids. Lineage: Eukaryota; Fungi; Ascomycota; Eurotiomycetes; Chaetothyriales; Herpotrichiellaceae. Gene Ontology annotation, cellular component: ERMES complex.